CAGGAGGACGUUUACUUUCUAGCUGUCAUUAAACGCAUAGAUUAAACCACCAUCAAAAUAAAGGAAAGAAGAAAAAAAAAACGAACAGAUUUGUUUCGGGUGAGGGUCGGCGUCAGUAAUAUGUCGUCUUGGGCGAAAUCCUCUGCAGCUGCACGGCGGCCACAGCCGAACCCAAAUGGAAGUGCGCAGCAGCUGCGGUUGUUCCGGAGGGCAGCACCGUACACCAACAGAGACGAGAGGACCGAGGAGCUUAAGGAUGCUCUGGACAGUUACGAAGAACUAGAGCAAAUGCAAAACUACAGUGGAAGCGUGAAGUACGAGGGGUACAAGCAUCAACCAAAUGCCAAACAAGAGAGCACUCCAGCAGACAGACGUAAAGCCAUGUAUCAGAAGUUCUACAGACAGGUGCAGGAGGAGAGGAAGCCGGCUGACUGCGUGGUCCUAUCUGUCACCAACCAGUGCCUGGAUUACCCCAAAUCGCUAGGCCAGUGCUUGCAGGAGCGUGGCCUAUCAGUGGAAAUGCUCUACCUUCAGGCGGAGUCGGGCCUGACCCGGGCCCUGCAGGAUGUGCGAGCAGACGGCUCCCCGUUAUGUAUUCUGGUGGAGCACACAAACGUAGCUCUGUCCUCCUGCACUGUUAUCAUAUUCUCAGAAUCCCUCAAAAUCCAUCGCAACAUGCCCAAAGACCAGGCCAUGGACUUUGUUGCAGCCGAAUACAGUCGCGGAUUCGUCAAAGAUCGCCCGGCAAGGGACCCCUCGGACAUUGCAGCGCAGGCGUCACAGCUGCUGGAUGAUUUUCUGGAUCGAGAAAAGAUCGGGCGUUACAGUGUUCCCUCCGAAACCCGUCAGCUCCUUGUGCUAUUGACAGAGGGGGUGCAUCUUUACCCCGAGGAGCUGGAAACCAUCACAGAAUACGUCCGUUCCCGGCAGGCGCAUGCACAAGCCUCCAGCACUGAAGGGGAGAGGGGGAACAUGUUACCUCCAGGACUGGGGAAACCACCUCCUCUGCUCCCUACUCCACCUGGGCCCCCUCAACCUCAGUCUGCAACUGGGGGAGUGGGGCCCAUGGGGAACCACUCACCACCUCCGCCAGUUCCUCUUUUGCCUUCACCAGGCUCCUAUCCAAAAACCAAACCUCCCCCACUGCUGUCCUUGCAUCGGCCUCCUUGUCCGUCACUAGGGCCGCAAUCAUCACGAGGCCCUCUUUCUUCACAUAGCCUUUACAGUGCCCCUGGUUUGCCUCGUGGGCCCCUGCUCCACCCUCCAUACCAUCCAGGCCCCAGGGGCCCCCAUGGAGCUAGAGGAACACCUCCCUCUCUGAAGAGUUCUCGCCCUCCACUUUUAUCUGCACCAGGUGGCCCUCUUCCACGACCGAGCGGCCCCCGACAUUAAGAAAAGACUUGAAAUAUACACACAAACAAACACACAGGCUACCAGUGCCAGCACUGCACUCUUGAGAAAAAGACUUCUGGCCCCUGCGUAGGACUCCUGUUUGGGAAAUUUCUCCUUUUUUAAAUAAAAUAGUAAACCAUUUUAAGUUGGAUGGAAAAGAUGGUUAAUGUCCAAUAUUAUUAUCUGAGGUUUAUUUGUUGGUGGAUUGACAGAGAGUGGCGGAGUGUUCUAAUGACUGUUCAUGUGUCUUUUUUUUAAAAGAUUUUUUCUGUCGGUGUAUAGUGCACAGUUCUUAUCCAGAGACAUCCCAUUAAAAACAUUGUUUUGGUCAAGGUCACACUGACAAGCUAUACAGCAUAAACACUUAAAGUCCGUGUAAAGUAAAAAUAAAUAUGUGUUCUGAGUUUGACAUACAACAGAAAAGUGUGUUGUUAACCACCCUGCCAAAUUUGAAUGAUUAAAAAAAUCGCCAAAUAUAUGAAAUUAGUCUUCAAAGUGUAAAAAUCAACCUUUUUCUCUGCUCCCAAACGCUGUGGGAGUGACCGCUAAGUACGCUGAAACCCCGCCCCCUACCAAGUGUCACCUGUCAAUCAAAGUCACCACCUCUACCAGAAACAUGGACGCUAGGUCUGAGAGCUUUCUGCUGCUAACUCGGCGGCUAGCUCGGUGGAUAACUCGGCGGCUAACUCAGCUAACUGGCUACCUGUAGACUGUAGUAGUAGUGUGCGCUGAAUGCAUUUAUACCUACAGCAGCAGGGGCGGGUUUAUGCUCCGGUGUGUAACCGUGCUAUUGGUUAACACUGCCGGUUUGCGUAACGCAGCGGUGAUUUUAAGAACCGCCCAUUAAAUCCAGACACAGAAAUCUUGAAACACAUUUUGUGAAGCCGAGCUCCACAAUUCAAAUCUAAAUGGUUGAAAUGCUUUUUACACCUUUUUUAGAAAUACAUUUAUGACCUGUGUUUAGAAGAAAAUGUCUGAAUUCACUUUACACAGUCUUUAACAUCUAACUUGUUAAGCUGA
Molecule: messenger RNA, 2412 nt
Organism: Scomber scombrus (Atlantic mackerel)
Lineage: Eukaryota; Metazoa; Chordata; Actinopteri; Scombriformes; Scombridae
Exons: 9
Coding region: 121-1392 (423 amino acids)
Source: RefSeq, a predicted model, not a curated record